Messenger RNA from Gymnodraco acuticeps, 3978 nucleotides. It is a transcript of the gene sema3ga, whose product is annotated as sema domain, immunoglobulin domain (Ig), short basic domain, secreted, (semaphorin) 3Ga. Gene Ontology annotation, biological process: neural crest cell migration; semaphorin-plexin signaling pathway; negative regulation of axon extension involved in axon guidance. The record is from RefSeq and is a predicted model, not a curated record. NCBI's taxonomy places the organism in Eukaryota, Metazoa, Chordata, Actinopteri, Perciformes, Bathydraconidae. Gene Ontology annotation, molecular function: semaphorin receptor binding; chemorepellent activity. Bases 425 to 2101 code for a protein of 558 amino acids. The transcript has 14 exons.
GGGAGGCAGAGCAGAAGGGAGAGGACAGCGGGGUCUCACACACUCCCCCAACACCUGCACCUGGUCACUAGAUUCAGGCAGGAUCCGAGGAUUCACAUCACCGUGGCCAUCCGUGCGUAAAGUUAGCGCGUAAAUGUUGCCUGGGAGAAAUACCGUCGACUGAUUAUAGGCAGCUUUUCUCUUUCUCUUCCCCCUUUCUCUCUCUCCCCCCCCUCUCUCUUUCUCUUUGCAAACCUAUCGGAUUGUUUUAUGCCUGCGCAGCGCCGUCGAGGGACAUUUUCCAAUCCGGCUCCGAGGCACGAAACGCGGGGAAUGCAGCUCUAACAUCUCGCAAGUUUUCCCUUUCUUCCCGUUUUUGGAUCUACUUGCAUCGAGAAGAGUCAGAAAAACAAAAACAAGAUUUAGAUCUCUGUGGGCUACCUGCAUGACUGUUACCAUGACAGCCUGUGGAGCCGCCCUCCUCCUGUUGGCCCUCAGUGUUUGCAGAGGCCUGCAGCAGUCGGCCCCGCGGAUACGCCUCUCCUUCAAAGAGCUGAUGGACACCAGGGCGGCGCGGCCCUUCAGUUUCUCCUUCAACACCAGCGACUACCGCAUCCUGCUGAUGGACCAGGACCAGGGCCGGCUGUACCUGGGCAGCCGGGAGUACCUGGUGGCUCUGGAUAUGCACAACGUCAACAAGGAGCCGCUCAUCAUCCACUGGCCAGCGUCUGCGAAGAGAAAGGGAGAAUGUCAGAUGACGGGAAAGGGAAGACAGGGUGAAUGUGCCAACUUCGUGCGUAUGAUCGAGCCGUGGAACCGCACCCACCUGUACACCUGCGGCACGGGGGCGUACCAGCCCAUCUGCACCUUCAUCAACAGAGGCUGGAAGGCGGAGGACUACCUGUUCAGGCUGGUGCCCGGGUACGUGGAUUCAGGGAAGGGGAAAUGCUCCUAUGAUCCAAAACAGGAGAACAUCGCAGUUCUGAUCAACGGUAACCUGUACGCUGGCGUCCACAUCGACUUCAUGAGCACGGACGCUGCUCUGUUCAGGACGAUGGGCGGCCGGACGGCCAUCCGGACGGAGCAGUACGACUCCCGCUGGCUGAACGAGCCCGUGUUUGUUCAGAUCCAGAAGAUCCCUGACAGCGCAGAAAGAAACGACGACAAGCUCUACUUCUUCUUCCGUGAGAAGAGUCUAGACUCCAGCGGGGGGGGCGAGCCCCAGCGUCUUGGCCCGAGUGGGGAGAGUGUGUCUGAUCGAGGCACCGUCCAGAAAGUGAUCGUGUUGCCGAAGGACCCGACCAGCAUGGAGGAGCUGACGCUGGAGGAAGUGGAGGUUUUCCGGUCCAGAGCUCCAGUGAAAACCAUGAAGAUAUCGUCUAAGAGACAACAGCUGUACGUGUCGUCGGACGCGGGGCUGACCCAGGUGUCUCUGCACCGCUGUGGGGUUUACGGCCGGGCGUGCUCAGACUGCUGCCUCGCCCGAGACCCUUACUGCGCCUGGGACGGGGAGAGCUGCUCCGCCUUCACCCCCUCCACCAAGAGGAGGAGCAGAAGACAGGACGUUAAACAUGGAGACCCUCUGAGGCAGUGCAGGGGCUUCAAUGCCAAAGUGGAGAAGCGUCUGAGGGAGACGGUGCAGUUCGGGGUGGAGGGCAGCAGCACCUUCCUGGAGUGCCAGCCUCGCUCUCCUCAGGCCUCGGUCAAGUGGCUGUUCCAGAGGGAGGGGAGGAGGAAAGUGCUCAACCGUGUGGGAGGAGUCCUGAAGACCAACCACGGCAUCCUUCUGAAGUUUCUGAACCAAUCAGACGCGGGGCUGUACCACUGCCUGGCCACGGAGAACAACUUCAAACACACGGUGGCCCGCGUGGCGCUGCGCAUCCUGGACCGGGACAUCGUGCUGGCGCUCACCGCUCAGGACGAGGACGAGCAGCCCAAAACUCGCCAGGCGGGGGCGGGGGGGGCGUCUCAGUCGUCCCUCGCCUCCACGCCGUUCCCCCCGGAGAUCAGACUGAUAAACCAGUACUGCCAGUCGUACUGGGAACAGCUAAGCCCCCGGCAGCAGCAGCGCAAACGCACCAGCCGCCGGCACACAGAGGGCCAGGACCAGGGCCUGGGCUAGAGCACGGACCCCCCCCCCCCCCCCCCAACACCCAAUACUGUGGACUUUAUGGUGGACUUUUUCAUUUUUUUACAUGCACGUUUGUGUGUCACUUCCAUGCAUUAGGCGAGUGAUGCCUUCAUGCUGUCGUUAAAGUGCUAUAUUUGUGGUUUUGCAGGAGUUUCAGCCUCGAAAAUACAUGUUGUGUAUGUUUUAUGUUACCUGAGAUCACUUCAGAACCAGAAUCAGAAUCAGGUUUGACCAGGUAGGUUAACACGUACGAGGAAUUUAACUUGGCGUCGUGCUGCAUACAUAAGUAAAAAAAACAAAAGAAAACACAGACAGCAAACUAUUUUAAAAACACUAUAAUAACAUUACAAAAGAAUAAUACAAAUAUGGUAAAAUAUAAAAUAAAAUAAAGCAGUCAUUUACACUGAAAUAGAAUGCAAUAAAAUAUAAUAUAUAUAUUUUUUUUAAAGAAUCAGAAUCGGGUUAAUCACCAAGUAGGAAUUUGCUCUGGCGUAAUGGUGCAUACAUAAACACAGUAAGAGGUAUACAUUGCGGAAAACAAGCAAAAAUAGUCCUAUUAUUAAAACUUUUAUAAAACAAAUUAAAACAAAUCCAAAAUAAAAUAUAAAUGGAUUUGUUUAUUUCUGUCAGGGAUCAGCUUGUGUUACAUUACAUUACAUUGCAUUUAGCUGACGCUUUUAUCCAAAGCGACUUACAAUAAGUGCAUUCGACCAACAAGAUACAACCUUGAAGAAAACAGAAUCAUAAAGUACAUCAGGUUUCAUAGAGCCAAAACAUUUCAAGUGCUACUCAACUGGCUUUAGGUAAGCCAGUCCUUUAUUAGUAUAUAAGUGCUUUGUUAAUAGUUCUAUCGCUCGAAGUGGAGUCGAAAGAGAUGAGUUUUCAGUCUGCGCCGGAAGAGUGUUAAGUUUGACAUCAAAUAAUCCUUAUACAUAUUUAAGAUUCCUCACAUAUCAUAUUUGUUAUUGUCUCAAUGGUGUGUUCAGGUGCUUUGGGAAACGCCAGCCUCCUUGAAUGUGGAAGAACAACAUUUGAAGUCGAAGAAACUAUUUUCACAACAACAAUAUCUGCUGAUCUGCUUCUUCUAGGUUUUAUUCUCCAACCAAAUUACCUUUGUGAGCAGAGAUUGUCACGACCUGAUUCUCAAAUGUCGCAUUGUCCUUGAAUGCACCAACAAACAAAUCAUUCCUAAACAAAUUGUGAUGGAUCAGAACUUAGCUUUGUUUCAUGUAAAGUAUAUGCAGCAUGUUGCAUCCUGCAAAACCACAGGUAUGGUACAGUCAAUUAUCCAGAAACAGAAAUGUAAUAUAUUGAUUGUGAAUAUAAUAUAUAUGGUCAUUAGAUUACUCUUGUAUUGUAUGAAGAUAAUAUGAUGAUAUAAAUGCAUAUGUUGCAUGCAUAUCUGUUUGUUGCAAGUUGUACAUUUUACUCAGUGUGUGAUGAUGUUUGUAAGGUGUCAUGUGUUACGUUAAGCUAAUUCCAUUGGAUGUUGUCAUAUAAUGACUCCUUCUGUCCUGUGCUUUAGUCAAACCUCCAGUAUGUGAGUGUUGAAGAUAUGCAUAGCAUACAGUGUUCUUCCAGUUAUGCACUUUGUCGGUGGUGGUGUUCGAGGGAAUUUGGGGAUCUUUGCACAGAUGUAUGAGAAAAUAAACCUUUUUAUUUUAUGUACAGUAUGUUAUUAAAAAAAUGGGAUUGGAACUGGCUCAGAUUUAGUGUUGAUUGUUGGUGUUUUGUCAUAUUCUGUGUUUUUAAGAAGGCUCUUUUUAGUCAGAGCCGUUCACCGUCAUUGUGAGUGACACCGUGCUGUGUGCCGUCAUGGAUCACUCUGGAAAUGUUCCAACAAAUAUAUAAAACAUUUCAGAAUCAUC